AUGAUGUACUCCACGUACCAGGACAGACAAAAAAAAAAUAGAAUAAAUAAAAGUACAAAAAGGAAAAUACCAAAAAAGUACAAAAAAAAUGACGUAAUGAACCUAUUUGACAAAAAACGAUACAUAAUUUACGACAUUCGAAAAUAUUACGAUAAAGUGUCCUUCUCCAUGUUUAAGAGGCAUUUGCAUCUUAACCCCAAAUGUGGCCUCAUUCUGCGUAUCCCCAUGUGUACGUACAUACAUGCGCGUUGA
Molecule: messenger RNA, 252 nt
Organism: Plasmodium inui San Antonio 1
Lineage: Eukaryota; Apicomplexa; Aconoidasida; Haemosporida; Plasmodiidae
Exons: 1
Coding region: 1-252 (83 amino acids)
Source: RefSeq, a predicted model, not a curated record